Molecule: messenger RNA, 1614 nt
Organism: Klebsormidium nitens
Lineage: Eukaryota; Viridiplantae; Streptophyta; Klebsormidiophyceae; Klebsormidiales; Klebsormidiaceae
Source: the annotation of a GenBank genome assembly
AUGACAGGUGUCUGGACAAACCCUGCUGAAGCCCACGGGAGGACACGUGUCACGAUGUCUCAAACAGUUGGCCGCCGCCAACUUGAUCAGGGGCGAUGGACGGUCCUGAUCGCCGUCUGCUUGCUCCUAUCAACAACCCUGAUCACUGCCGCGGACGAUGAAUCGGACUCCAAGAACCCGCGCAAGCGUACGUUGCUAGCCACAGGAAACUCCUCCAUUCCAGCCCCUACGCCCUCCGCCCCCCCGGUCUGUACCGCGGACUGCGGCCAGGGCACGUGCGUACCGACCGGGACCGCUGCCGCCGACUACGUGUGCGCGUGCAUUCCGUCCGUUUCCGUCAAUUCCGUUCCGUCGGACCCCAAGAGCAAGUGCACUAUUCCGGCGACCAAUCCCUGUGCAACUGUGGACUGCGGGGUUGCCGGGCAGUGCGUCCGGAGCGCGAGCCUGACGGACUACACGUGUCAGUGCAUGGGCAAUGCGGUGCAGGCCAACCCCGGUGACCCCCACUCCAAGUGCUCCAAUAUUCCGUCCGCCUGCCAGGCCGGCAACCCCUGCGGAACCGGAACGUGCGGAACGGACGGAUCGGCAGCCGGGUUCAAUUGCAUGUGCCCUGCCGGAUCGACGCAGACCACCCCACAGAGCCCCUGCGUCACGCUGACGCCAGCCCCGACCGCCAACCCGUGCGUCGGCGUCAGCUGCAACAAGGGCGGCUGUGUCGUGGCCGGGGGAGCCGCGCGCUGCGUCUGUGACCCAGACGCCGUGCAGAGCAACCCGGCGCAGGCGACGUCACCGUGCGUCACCGCUCCUUCGGUGACCACGUCAGCCCCGGUCGCUACCCUCGCCCCCACCCCGACCAACCCAUGCACCGCCGGUACGUACCAGUGCCCGGCGAAUGCGGUCGGGUGUGUGCCAACCGGGCAGACGACCUACCUCUGCGCCUGCGCGGACGACUCUCGGGUGAAUGGCGCCGGGCAGAGCUGCCCAGUCACUCCUGCAGCCACGCCGAGCCCCCCGGCGCUAACGGCCGCGCCCCAAAACCCCUCAAACCCCACGCCCGCCCCCGCGAACCCGACGCCCGCGCCGACGACCCUGCCGCAGCAAGCGCAGCUGACCCAAACCCCGCCCGCGCCCGCAGCCGCGACGCCCGCGCCGACGAACGCGGGCGCAAACCUCCAAAACCCUGGGCAGAGUGCGGCGGGCGGUUCGGGAACGGUUAGCGGGGGUUCGGGUUCGGGUUUGGGUGACGAGGAAUCGAAGUCGAGCUCUGGGAGAGAUACGGGUAUUACAAUUGGUCUGAUCGCCCUCGCCGGCUGCCUCGCCGCCGUCGCCUUCGGGAUCAUGUUCUGGGCCUGCCGCAAGAAGACGUCAUCCGACAAGGAUGCUGACGUCACCUCCGCCAAGACGCCCCUCCACCCGCCGUCGAAGCUGACGUCAAACGUGCCGUCGGCCGCCCAGUACGCGGAGAACCUCCGGGCGCGUCCGACGUCGCCACGUGUCGUCCCGUACUUAUCGAACGGCGACGAUGCGGCGGCACAGGAGACGCCGACCGCGCGCGAGCUCCUGCGGCAGCCCAGCAGCGCGCGCAGCGUGCGGACGUCAUACUCGAAGCGAUGA